GUCGUAUGUUUGUGUUUUUAUAAACAGCGACAAAAUCUUACAGCCCUUCAGCCAUUCCACCUACCUACCUGUUCUCUUUGUGUAUCCCUGAGAGCUGGGAAUCAAGUCAUGGAAGUUCCACUUCUGGGCAAUCAUGGGUUGGUCAAUUAUAAGAAGAAGAGUUGGGGCAAGGCUAUGCUCUUCCUUCUUGCAUUUAUAACCAUUACAAUUGUAGUCAUUGGUGGCGACUUAAAAUCUUGGAAACAAAGAGGAGGAACCAGAUAUGAUAAGAGAAUUGGAGCACCUAAUGAUGACAUUGUUGAGUCAGAUCAGGGUGUUGUUGCUGCUGAUGAUGGCCGAUGCUCGGAAAUUGGUGCAAUCAUGCUUCGACAGGGUGGGCAUGCUGUUGAUGCUGCAGUGGCAACUGCACUGUGCCUUGGUGUUGUUUAUCCGAUGGCCAGUGGGAUAGGAGGUGGAGCUUUCAUGAUUGUCCGGUCUUCCUCAACUUCACAAACCCAAGCUUUUGACAUGAGGGAAACUGCUCCAUUAGCAGCUUCACAGAACAUGUAUGAGAAUAAUCCCAAAUCCAAAGUUGCUGGUGCACUCGCAAUGGGAGUUCCUGGCGAGAUAGCUGGCCUUCAUGAAGCUUGGUUACAACAUGGGCGUCUGGCUUGGAGGACAUUAUUCCAACCCGCCAUCAAACUUGCAAAAGAUGGAUUUGUGAUUUCUCCUUAUCUCAGACAACACAUGACUGAGUUGGCAAAGCUGAUCAUGAAUGAUCCAGGUUUACGGCAGGUAUUUGCACCAAACGGAAAGCUGUUGCAGGUAGGGGAUGCAUGCUACAAUAUAGAACUUGGCCGCAGCUUAGAGGCAGUGGCAGAGCAGGGGCCACAAGCUUUCUACAAUGGAACCGUUGGGGAGAAGUUAGUAAAGGAUGUGAGAGAGGCAGGUGGGAUUUUGACAAUGGCGGAUUUAAGGAGUUAUAAAGUGGAUGUAACAGAUGCAAUGGUGGCAGAUGUUUUUGGCUACACCAUAGUUGGAAUGCCGCCACCUUCAAGUGGAACAGUCGGCCUCUCUCUAGUUCUGAACAUCUUGGACAGCUAUGGAAAUUCGAAUGCUGUAAAGGGAAGUCUCGGUCUACAUCGCCUGGUCGAGGCAUUGAAACACAUGUUUGCUGUCCGAAUGAACCUGGGUGACCCAAACUUUGUUGACGUAAGUAAAUAUGUAUCUGAAAUGCUCUCGCCGUCUUUUGCAAAGGAAAUUCAGCAAAAGAUAUUUGACAACACCACUUUCCCUCCAGAAUAUUAUAUGAGCAGGUGGAGUCAGCUGAGAGAUCACGGCACCAGUCAUUUAUGCAUUGUAGAUGCAGAUAGAAAUGCAGUAUCAAUGACUACCACAGUAAAUUAUCCUUUUGGAGCUGGAGUGAUCUCCCCUGCUACUGGGAUUCUGUUGAAUAAUGAGAUGGAUGACUUCUCGAUGCCAACCGAGAUCUCACCGGACAAACUUCCUCCGGCUCCAACAAAUUAUAUCGAACCGAAUAAGAGACCCUUAUCAUCAAUGACUCCGAUCAUUGUUGUCAAGGAUAACCAGCUGGCAGGGGUCAUUGGUGGUAGUGGUGGAAUAUACAUAAUUCCGGCAGUAAUCCAGGUUUUUAUCAACCAUUUUAUCUUGGGAAUGGAACCCUUAGCUGCAGUUCAGAACCCAAGAAUCUACCACAAGCUAGUACCAAAUGUGGUUUUGUAUGAAAACUGGACUGUGAUUGAUGGGGAUCACAUUGAACUUCCAGAUGAAAGAAAGAGUUACUUGAAAGAGAGGGGUCAUCAACUGAACGCCGUAGCAGGGGGAGCCAUCGUCCAGUUGGCUGUUCAAACUCUCCAAAACCCCAUCAACAACAUGGGUGGUAGGAAACUUGGAGGAGAUUCUAUUGCCAACAUAUUCCGUGGCAUCCUGACUGCUGUAAGUGACCCUCGAAAGAAUGGGAGGCCCGCCGCCAUUUAGUCACCGCCUCUGUUUCGGGUUGAAUUAUUCUGAGGGCGACAGAAAAACAGCCCUUCCACUUGGAAUAUUGGAAACUGAAACUAUUACAAUUUUUUCUUUUUGUUU
Messenger RNA from Carya illinoinensis, 2082 nucleotides. RefSeq names its product glutathione hydrolase 3-like. Gene Ontology annotation, biological process: glutathione catabolic process. Bases 109 to 1977 code for a protein of 622 amino acids. The record is from RefSeq and is a predicted model, not a curated record. Lineage: Eukaryota; Viridiplantae; Streptophyta; Magnoliopsida; Fagales; Juglandaceae. Gene Ontology annotation, cellular component: plasma membrane. Gene Ontology annotation, molecular function: glutathione gamma-glutamate hydrolase. The transcript is spliced from 7 exons.